GCAAUUAAAAGAGGAACAUGGAAACACUGCUCUGCACGAAGUGGCCACCACUGACAGUGUUGAUGCUGCGGAAUUCUUGGUUAAAAUGCUCCGGGAGUCCAUCGAUGGAACGGAAGAGAUCAUUGAAGAUCAUGAAAUUGACCCCUCACGCAAGCUAGAACAGUUUCUCAAGGCAUCGCCAUUUGGUUACUAAAAAGGCACAAACAACUUGGAGAAAGGAGGGACAUGAAUGGCCUGACAGGUUUUCACAUGCUAGCUUUUAUGCCAUUAGCUUUCAGAAGUACAAGCCACAUAAGCAUACCAAAGAAACUCAUCUAUUAUUGCCUUCCGAAGCCUGAUCAUGAUUAUGACGACGACGAAGCGCUAGCUCAGCUUCCAUCAACUCAGAGAGAAGAUGUGGAAACUGGGAUGAGAAGCAGUAUCUUUCAGCAACCAAAGAAACGUGGAGUAUGGGCAGCCAUCGAUGCAAUUUGGAAGGAAAAGAAUAAGCAUGAAUCGGCUCUCAGGCUGGCUAAGUUUCUAGGUAUUAUGCAGGACUUUUUCAAGGAAUUUCAGAAGGUUCUUCCUGGGAAGAAGAAGAAGAAAUAUUGAUACUCUUUCUGUAGCUUUAUGUAUCUGAAUUUCCUUUUUAUAUUAAUGGUGUGUGUAAUCUAUAAGUAUGCUAUCGCUACACUGA
Pistacia vera is the source of this 676-nucleotide messenger RNA. RefSeq lists its product as uncharacterized. The record is from RefSeq and is a predicted model, not a curated record. The transcript is spliced from 4 exons. The coding region runs from base 226 to 591 and encodes 121 amino acids. Lineage: Eukaryota; Viridiplantae; Streptophyta; Magnoliopsida; Sapindales; Anacardiaceae.